UUGGAAAUAUGAACACAUUCGCACUGUAUCAAGAUCCAUUGCGCGGCGAGCGCCUCAAAAUAUCGGAAAAGCAGAUUGGCGGCAGUGUGGUGCCCCGGAAAAUUAGUCUCUCGGAUCCGAUUCUUCUGCGGCACAUCCUCUGCCUGAUGAUAGUGGUGCACAAUAGCUUCCACCUUAUUCUGUGCUGCAGGCAGUUGCGAUUGUGUAAAAGCACUUCCGUGCCACCGAAGCAAAUGGAGGGCGCGAUGUCGCAAGAAGCCUUCAAGGCAUCCAAGGAUAAGCAACUCCAUGCCUCAUAUCUGGAGAUUUUCAAUAUAGCAUUAGAUACAUUGUAUAGCUGCCUUGAUAUGUAUCUUUGCACUCUGCCGUAUCUGUGGAAACUCACGGUAGGAUGGUAUCGCUAUGCGGAUAGCACUUGGCUGAAUGUGACAUUUAUGACUCUACUCUCUACGUACUUGGUAGUGCGGAAGUUGCCCUCACUAUUUUACGAGAAACUGACCCUGGAUCCGAGAUACAAUGUGGAUCCUGAAAAGACGCCGCCCUUGCUGGGCUUGAUUUGUGCCCUGGUUUUUGUCGUGGUGUUCCUACAGGUUGCAGUCAUUCCGCUGACUGCGAUCUUCAUGGUUAUUCAUGAGCUAACCGAAUGGUAUUUCACACUCUUCGUUUGGCCAAUUCUGGUGGGCUUGUCCGCACUGAUACUGGGAUUUAUUGGACUGUUUGGAGUGCCCUGUUUGGGCAAGAGUCACAAAAUGAAUAACACCGAUAUGGACGAUAGCCUGAAAGCGGUAGUGAAGGACUUCAAGUUUCCGGGCCGAGUCUACAUGGUUCACACCUUCCACGUGGGUCGUCCCACUGCCUGGGUAAUGGGAUGCUGCUGUUGCCUGCGUUUGGAUAUCCACGAUAACCUGAAGAUGAAUCGCGGCUUUAGGUCCGAUGACUUCGACUGGGGCCAGAUGGGUGCUGGUCUGAAUGACGAGCAGCUGGCGGCCUUUGUGGCCCAUCAACUGGCCCACUGGCGUCUGUGGCAUGUGGCAAAGGGACUGGCACUGAUAUACUUUCACCUCUUGAUAUACCUACUGCUUUUUGGGAUCUGUAAUAGAUGGAUAAUGCUGUACGAGGCGGCGGGCUUUACGACAUUCUAUCCCAUUUCCGUGGACUUCUGGCUGGUGUACAAGUACGUAAUGCCCAUAUAUCACGACAUUUGGACUUGGAUAGCGUUCUUCUUUAUACGGCACUUUGAAAACGCCGCGGAUGCCUAUAUCAAUCGCCGGGGUUACGGACCAGCGAUGAGGGCCGCCCUGCUCAAACUUUUUGCGGAUGACUACGAGUUUCCCUAUGUGGACCGCUGCUACCUCAUGUGGCAUCGCCUUCGUCCGUCGAUCCUGCAACGCAUCGAUAAUCUGCAGCGAUUGGAUGAGGAAGGUGGUGCCUCCAUCGCAUAGUAUCUGA
Molecule: messenger RNA, 1449 nt
Organism: Drosophila erecta
Lineage: Eukaryota; Metazoa; Arthropoda; Insecta; Diptera; Drosophilidae
Product: CAAX prenyl protease 1 homolog
Exons: 3
Coding region: 9-1442 (477 amino acids)
Biological process (GO): CAAX-box protein processing
Cellular component (GO): endoplasmic reticulum membrane
Molecular function (GO): metalloendopeptidase activity
Source: RefSeq, a predicted model, not a curated record